ACAGAGAGAGAGAGCGAGCGAGAGAGAGAGAGAGAGCGGGCGAGAGAGUGAGAGAGAGAGAGAGAGAGAGAGAGAGAGGCAGGUAGUCGGGCAUGAAAGAUGGAGCUCUCGGCGGUCGGUGAUCGCAUUUUCGCCGCGGAAGCCAUACUGAAGCGCCGCGUCCGUAAGGGUAGAAUUGAGUACCUCGUAAAAUGGAAAGGAUGGGCGCUCAAGCACAGCACCUGGGAGCCAGAAGAGAACAUUCUGGAUGAUAGGCUGAUAUUGGGCUUUGAGCAGAAGGAACGUGAAAGGGAAAUGCAUGGGCCAAAGAAAAGGGGACCCAAACCCAAAAACUUUGUCAUGAAGGCUCGUGCUCAGAAAGGAGAGACCAGAACCCGAGCCUCAAACCCCCGCCAGAACACAUCGCGUUCCUCCUCGGCCACCUCCAACCGAGCAACCCCUUCUCCCUCUGCCCCUACCCAUCUUUCUGCCUCUUCCUCCUCCUCUUCCUCAGCUGCGGCACCGUCUCCAAAACUCAACUCCCUGGCGGCCACCCACAAGCUGAAGAAAGACAUUCGCCGUUGCCACCGUAUGUCCAGGCGCCCUCUCCCCCGCUCAGACCCCAUGGCGCCCCCCUUCUCCAGCCCAGGUGGCUUCCCCUCUCGCCCACACGUCUCCCCCUUUUCCGAGACCGUCCGUAUCCUCAACCGCAGGGUCAAGCCUCGAGAGGUCAAGAGGGGUCGCAUCAUCCUCAACCUGAAAGUCAUCGAUAAGCCAGGUAGAGGUGGCGCAGCGGCGGGCAGCAGGAGUAUUCAAACAGGACGCCAGAGCAUCCCGUCCCGCAAUCGCAUCAUUGGUAAGAGGCAGGGCGAGGCUCCCUAUAGACCAUUCCAGCCGCCUCUGAAGAUGCUGGGAUUCCCCAUGUACGGGAAGCCAUUUGGGCUGCAGUGUGGAGGCGCUGGGCCUUUCCACUCCCACCCAGGUAUUUGCUCUGGCUCAGGGGCCCGGGACAGGCACUCUGCUCCCUCCCAGUACCAGUCACCUCCUUCCCCUUCCAGCUCUAGUGGCUCUGAGGGUAAAUCUCCCACCACAACUCAAAGCCAGCCCACCCCAGCUACCCCACAGUCCCACCCGAGUGCAGGAGCUCCUGCAGUGGGAUCACCUUCUGAGGGUCCCCAGCCCAAAUCCAGCCAACCUCAGACAGCAACACAGAAGAGCCAGAGCACCAAGCAGUCUGCUCCCGCCCCAUCCUCUGAUCCAAACCCAGCGGCAUCAGCACCCCCAUUCCUUCCGUCAUCCCCCUCUCUCUCCUCCCCCUCUGGUUCUGCCUCGUCUUCCUUGGAGGAUGAGGAGGAGGAGUCCACCCUGGACCGUUUGGUGCCUUCGGAGGCCGGGAGAAAGAAUCUCCGCCAACGCCGGCGUAAAUGUCAGCCGUCCAAAUCCCCUUCCACUGUUGCCCCCAGCAACAACAGCUCUGCCCCUGCUGACCCCAAAAGGGUCCCUGCUGAGGGGGACCCCGACUGGCGCCCAGAAAUGGCACCGAGUUGCCAGGAUGUUGUUGUCACUGACGUCACCACCAACCUCGUCACUGUCACCAUAAAGGAGUUUCCCUCCCCCUCCUCCGGCCCUGCGUCCCCUUCCGCUGCCCCUGAAAGUGGUUCUUCCCCUUCCCCCAGCACCACCACUGAUGACCCCCCUACCAAGUCGUAGGAGAUCAGAUGUUAUGAAGUCGAUUGCUAUAGAUAACACAGAAAAUAUCUUGCCAGUGUUGCCACUUCAGCCCCCACCCUCCUUUUUCCUUGAAGAUGUGUCCAUACUUGUGUGAUGAUUAAUGAAAUGUAAUGUAACUUAACACCGCCCAGCCAUUGAAUAGUAAUAAGAGCAUAUUUUUUGAAACAGAGGAGUAUAAAUUCGAAAGGGGCAGUUAAUAUGCCCUUCUUGUCACUUAAAUUGCCAUAUUUUGUCCACUUGCACAGCACUGACUCUUUCGAGCAGACUUGGAUGGAAAUGGUAUUUGUAUUCUUUCAGUUGCUUCAGGUAUGCUGAGGUUAGCUUGUCUGGUGUAAAAGAAUUGUCCGAAAAAGUGAAACCCCUGCCCAUCCGGCAUGUGAGGUGAACUUUUAUCAAGCACACUUAGUGUAAAUGAAAGAAAUGGAUACUAUUUUGAUACAGGCUCUGCUGCGAAGGCUGGUAUUGACUGCCUUCAGGUGUUAUGCCAAUUUCCUGCCCCCUAAUUCCAUGAUAAGUCCAGCCGUUAAUGAUAAAUGAGGUGAUGUGUUUUUGCACUUACACAGUUGGACUCUGAUAUAUUGCAUCAAUACAGCGAGGUAAAUGCAAUGCACUUGACUGCAUCGAAAAACAACCUGUUCUAUGUAGUUGACUUUCAUGACUUUUUCAAGGCCUUUUCCUCUUGCUCUCUUGAACGCACAUGCAUAUACAUAUGAAUAUGCACGCACAACCUUAAAAGCUGCAAAAGAGUAUAAAAAAAAAACAAUAGGAGAUUUUAAGUUAUUGCUGUCCUUGCCGUCUUUCCUUGCCUGCCCUGAUUUUCACAAACCCGACACCAUCCUCAAUUCUGGAAUGUCCACCACGACUCUAAACUGGCCUGCUUUAAGUUGUAAUAAAAUUUAGUCUGUAAUACAGUUUUUGUGUGUGCCAGAAUUGCGCCGUAUAACCUCUCAACGUGUUGAGGUCUAGAAAGUCCAUGGACUGAUGCUGGUUUAGGCAGUGAAGUUAACUAUAGCCACAAGCCAAAUGUAGAUGUAUAUUGUGUGGUUGAUUGGUUUGCCAAAUCAGCGACUGACAGAUGUUUUUAGAGCGCGUGUUGUAUCCAGACAUCGAAGUCGGCUUGAAAAAAAUUCAGAGCGACUGGUGAAAGUAGUCUUUUCACCUCACACUGUGGCAGGUAGGGCAAAAAAAGUAGUUUUAGCACCCUGCUUUGUUGUUUUUGGAUGUUGCUGGUCAGUCUUUUAGCUAACAGUGUUUUAUUAGUGAGUUCUCCAAUGCUAGUUUCAGUCAGUGCUUCAUGUAGCAUGGCUCAUUGUCUCCCUUCUGCUACACCUUGGGUUUGUGUAACCGAACCAGACUAAGGCUUUGUAGUGGGGAAAAAUGUGUUGUCUUUGGUGUGUUUUGUUUGACCCGACCUUCCCGACUGUCCAGCUUUGGUUAGGUCAUGGCAAACAGAUUUCCUACACACUGAAUAUUUGAAACAUAAUUUGAAAUGUCUUUGAAAGUUUCUGGAGUUGCAGACAAAUUCUGCAAAAGCAUCGACAAAUAUCAAUCCAGAUGCACUUCAUUUGUGACUUAAUUUGACCAUGCAUUGGACAUAGAUGUUGACAAACUGCCAAUUGACAAAUUUUUGCUUUUUGUUUGUUAUUAAGAAAGUUCCUCAGCAGUUAGAAGGGUUUGACGUGUUUUGCAGUCAUUGCCCAGCCAAUAUUGUACAUCUUAAUGAACGCGUGACCAUAAUUUUUGAAUCCACAUUUUUGGAAAUGAGAAAUGUGUGGGAAUCCUUAUAAAAGCUUCUAAGAAAGGUGAAAGGUGACUUUUUUCCUGGAUGAAGUGGACACAGCUUCGGCUUUUCUUUUGGACCUAAGAUCACACGUAGUGAAGAAUCUGUAAUGUUUUCCAUAACUAGACUUAAAAUCAUUUCAGAGACCAACAUAUUCCAGGUUUCAGUGUUUCCUCUGAAUUAUAUGUAGCACCGGUGGUUGGUGGUAGUUGUGGGUCCACAGCCGCCCCCAGGGUUUGGUUCAAGUUGUGGUUCUGGUACUUCACGCAGUGCUAAAAAACGCUCUUUAGAUACAUAAAGUUUAAUUCAAAACACUGAAACUGCACUUCUGUUGUAUUUUUGAGGCAAUUGGCAGCAGAAUGUCUUAUUGACCAGGGAGGGCAUCCAUUCCCAAAGAGGAAAACUGCCCUCAAGGGGUCAGGAACAUCAUUAUUAUCAAGAAGUGGUGGUACUUUUCUCACUGUGGUGGUGAAAUACUGCUGACUGUAGAUGCAGUGAAACCACGGGGGAUUUGAGCCCUAGGGUGCUAUGACAAACCAGGCCCAGACGCAAAACAUCUUCUGGUGCUGAGUCGGCAAUCAACACCAGCCGCCUGUCAAAUGACGGUAAAUCCUGACUGUGGCUGGUGAGUUUGUCCGUUCUGUGCUCAACCAGCCACUUUGGCAGAAGCCUCACCUUCCUCUUUCGCGGGUGAAAAACAAUCCGAGGUUCCACUCUUCCUUCUUGGAUUCAAACCCAGUGGUUUGUUUCCUGCCGUGCUGCCGCCCCCUGUCUCACUGAGACGAAAGCCCUACAACUUGGGACUCGCUGUUGUCCGACCAGAGCGGGAAAAAAAGGAUGUACAGAAAGUUUUUUUCUCCAACUACUUCAGGUGUGCUUUUUUUUUUUUUUUUUUUGCUCAAAUUCCAAGUGACAUCAUGUAACAGUCAAAACGGGCCUCAGGUUGGAGGAAAGAUUAGAAAGUCUGGCUUUAAAAGUCACAGUGAAAUGUCAUUUUUCACAGCAUCGCGCUUCCUUAUUUUGAUGUAAGUCCUUGUGAAACUAGGGCUUAAUGCAUGAAUAGCCAUGAGCCAGCGGUUGAUCAAUUAGGGAGAGGUUUUAUUUGAUGGGAGCGGUGUGAUUUUUCAAAUUGUCAUGCUUGUACUGGUUAAAAAAUCGAAAUUGAGAAUAUUUGUCGCCAGUUAUCGCUAAAUAAGUGAAUACUCCGGCAUGGAAAGUUUGAAAGUAUUUGUCAUUUCAUUGUGACUUUUAACAGAGCAGGUUUGAUCGUGGCAGCCUCACCCAGGUGUACAGGCCAACUCUCUUAAAAUAUUUCAAGGUUUUUUGGCCUUCUCUAUUAAGCGCGCCUGAAGUACUUGGAAGAAAACGAGCCCUUCACACCCAGCCUCCAAACCGUCCUCUGGUGCUACCCCCCCACCUCACCCCACCCCCUUCAACCCCCCCACCCCUGUUUCUAGACCUCCCCAGACCUCGCCUCUUCGUCUGGUGUACCUGUGUGUUACGAUAUUUAAAAUCUUCCGCAUGUGUUGCCUUAUAGCUGCUCUGUUCAACCCCAGCUGCACUCCAGGCGACGUUUUCCUCAUCUCGCUGAGCUCCUGUCGUACCGAAAACGCUAAGAAGAAGAGAAAACAACAACAACAACAACAAAACAAACAACUUCCUCGACUCUACUGUGACUUGAAAUUUGCAGUGCUUAAAAUAAUAAUAAUAAUAAAAAAAACUAUCAUAAACUGCAGUACUGUUGGAAAAUAGUCUUCGAAUUGCAUCUGCCAUCACCUUUUUUCUUUUCAAACGGUGGUGAAUUCUGGAUGUUGUGCGUGCGCCGAAAAGCACCGCAAGUGUUCCUCAUGUCUUCUUAACACGGACGAGGAAGAUGUCGCCUCUUCUUCUCCUGUCAUGUACUGGGUGGUUUUUAGUCGUCGUCAAUACUGUUUCACUACUCUCAUAGAUUAUAUAUGAAAGGCUUUAUUCCAAAAUGAGAUAUCCACCAUUUGAAUAGGAAGGGACACCAAGACGAUCCCUAGCACAAAAUUCAAUUAUGGUACUUUCAAGGUUUGUGUUUGACGAACAACGCAGACUGCAUGGGUUCUCUAUAUUUUACAGAUACUCAAUGAUAAACUUCUGAUUUUUAUUUUUAUUUUUUUUUUCCUCCAAAUGGUUAUAUCAUGUUUUGGAAUGGACCUUCUCAUCUACUGUAUCUUUUAAAUGGUGGAUAGAAGUGACUCUUGCAGUUGGUAGAUAUGUAAGGUAUUAGGCUGUUAGGCAGUGUUUCAACAGUUUGAUAGCAAUGGUUUUUUUUUUUCCUGUCAUAUGGGGUAGCACAACUCAACUUAGUGGCCUAUCUUUCUACCAAAUAGGGCUCUUGAUUUUACUUCUUUUUUUAUUGUUCUUUUUUCCCUUUUUGAAUUGUUUUACACUUAUAUUUGAUGUAAUUUUGAGUGCUAGAUGUGGCACUAAUUGAGGAAAAAAAGGAAGGAUCCUGUUAAAAUGCGUGGGUAAAGAUGUUUAAUGAAUUGAAAAUUGUGCUUUUUAAGCCUGUUUUUCCUUUGUACUGUAUCUUAAUACUUUUUUGAAAUAUGCAUAAUGUUAAUGUGAUGCUUUUUAUUUGAAUGCCAUUUUUUUUCUUUGUUGUUGUUUUAUAAAUAGUCCAAUAUGGGUUUGAUCAGAAGGCAAACUCCGACUGAUGAAUUUAAAUGUGUCAAGACUGCAGUUUUGUCUCGUUCAAUGCUAAUAUGAAUUAUGUAAAUUGUAUUGAUGGUAAUGACGACGAGGUUGAUGAUGAUGAUGAUGACAUUGUAAUGUAUCUGAACUUCUGAAGCAUGUUUUGCAAACCCUUAUUGUACAGAUUAUGUAUUCAGUGUCAUGUUACCUGUUACUGUUGUUGCUUUCUGUGUGUGUUUCUUGUACAAGGCUUUUAAUUAAAAGCUAUGAAAAGCA
Messenger RNA from Myripristis murdjan (pinecone soldierfish), 6427 nucleotides. It is a transcript of the gene cbx6a, whose product is annotated as chromobox homolog 6a. The record is from RefSeq and is a predicted model, not a curated record. Gene Ontology annotation, cellular component: PRC1 complex; chromatin. The transcript is spliced from 5 exons. Gene Ontology annotation, molecular function: chromatin binding. Lineage: Eukaryota; Metazoa; Chordata; Actinopteri; Holocentriformes; Holocentridae. The coding region runs from base 100 to 1689 and encodes 529 amino acids. Gene Ontology annotation, biological process: negative regulation of transcription by RNA polymerase II.